ACGGCUCCUAUUUUUGGCUGCCCGGAGACUUUUGGAUAACAGGCGUUUUCGCCUCUGCGCACAUUCGCGAAGACCCUGUCAAUGCGGGAGACGCAGCCAAGGUUAUUUAACGUGCACGCCCCUAGGCAACUUGUACCCUGCCACCAAGUUGCCGGCGUCCUGGCCCGGGUUCGAACCCGCAACCUUGGGAUCAGUAUGCGGACAGGAUUAUUAUCUGCACGGGAUGUUAGAAUUCCGUAAGGCAGUGUGACAUCCGUAUAUGUAGAGAUGGCAUCCAUCGAUGACCUGCUCGUCCAUCUUGGCCCGUGGCACUAUGGUAUAAUGAUAUUCUGCUUCUUACGCGGGUUUCCGACGGCUUAUCACGCAAUGGCACCAACGUUCGCGGCUCCAUCAUUACAUCACUGGUGCGCCAGACCCCCAUUUCUUUCCAGCUGGGACACUGAGCGGUGGAAAGCACGCGGCAUUCCUCUAGUUCACGAAGGGAAAGGAAGGCCGGCCUCCAGCGGUUGUGAGAUGUACAUAGCUCGAGUCACAAACGGGGAGAUACAAAUAUCGAACGACACAACUGUUCGCUGCUCCAGCUGGGAAUACGACCUCACGGAGAACACUCGUACGCUCACAGAUCAGUUUGAUUUGGUCUGUGACCGCAUCUGGCUACGAGCUGCGUCUCAGAGCUUGUACAUGGUCGGUGUGAUGGCUGGCAGCUUCUUCUAUGCCCACAUAUCAGACUGGUACGGCAGGAAGACCGCUCUGACCUGGACGCUACCCAUGCCACUUGUUGCUGGAUUUAUGUCAGCGUUCGCACCCUCCUUCGAGGUGUACAUUGUGGGUCGCAUCCUGGCAUCCUUUGGAUUCGGUGGCCUCUACAACACAGGGUAUACGCUGAUGAUAGAGUGUGUGGCUGUGAAGCACCGUGCGAUGGGAACCUUCCUGGUCAGCGUCGGUUGGACAUGCGGUCUCCUCGUACUCGUAGGCUUUGCGUGGGUGAUCCGUGACUGGUUUUAUCUACAGAUUACCAUUUCCCUCGUCGUUGUAAUCAACCUUGUGCUCCUAUACUUUAUUACCGAAUCUCCACGAUGGCUUCUCGCGAUGGGAAAGUUUAAAGAAGCACGAAAGACACUAAACCACAUCAUUGCCACAAACAAGAUCAAGGGCUACUCGGCAGAGAGCAUUGUGGACAAGUACAGCACGAUGAUGGUAAAGGAAGAAGUAAAAAGAAGAGUCACUUUUCUUGACCUUUUCAGACCCUCUCUUCGUUGGUCGUCCGUCAUCGUAACUUUGAUGGGCAUCUUCGACAGUCUCGUGUACUUCAACCAGACGUACAGCAGCAUCUUACUUGGCCGCGACCCGUACCUGAGUUUUGCGCUCACCUCGCUGUCGGAAUUGCCCGGGUGGAUCGCGUCCGUGUUCUUCAUAAGAUACGUGCGCAGGAGGACCACAUACAUGACGAUGUACGCAGUUCAAGCUGCCGGUUCUGCUGUUAUCGCUUUUAUCACCGAUGAGCUAUGGUGGCUACAACUGUGCUUCGCCGUCCUCGUCAAAUUGGGAGCGACCUGCACUCUGAACGUCAUCAUCGUGCAAAUAUCAGAGAUCUACCCUACUGAGAUCCGAACCUUGGCUACCGGCUUUACAAUCACCGGGAGUACUCUAGGGGCUAUGGCUGCUCCCUUCGUAAAAGAACUGGGAGUGAUGUUUGCGCCGUGGAUUCCCAGGGCGGUGGACGUGGUGGUCUGUUUACUCCUCCUCUUCCUCGGGAUCUCCCUUCCCGAAAGUUUUAAUGCGGAACUCCUCGACACCAUGGAACGCUGAGAAAAGUGCUUCGACAAACAGGGAGCAACUUUGAAAAUGGAAGUGGUCGUUGCUGACGGAGGCUUUGAAUUUGCUCUGUUCACGCUGCACAGAAACAACAACCCUGUAAUAUCAUGCACUCGAAGAGAAGAUCAAGGGAAGGACAGACUUUUGAGGCAAACUCGGAUGCGACAAACCGUCGACUUUUCGGUCCGUUGGAGCAUAGAAUUGAUCUGUCUCGCAGAAGGUGUUUUCUCUGGGACGACUAAGUUUGUAUACAUUAAAGCAGUCAUAAAAUAUA
Messenger RNA from Ornithodoros turicata, 2089 nucleotides. RefSeq names its product organic cation transporter protein-like. Lineage: Eukaryota; Metazoa; Arthropoda; Arachnida; Ixodida; Argasidae. Bases 268 to 1809 code for a protein of 513 amino acids. Gene Ontology annotation, cellular component: membrane. Gene Ontology annotation, molecular function: transmembrane transporter activity. The transcript is spliced from 13 exons. Gene Ontology annotation, biological process: transmembrane transport. The record is from RefSeq and is a predicted model, not a curated record.